AUGCUUCAAUUAAAUUUAUUGGAUAUUGAUCAGAUAAGCACUAAGAUUUAUGACUGUGUUCUGAAAUCUUCAUUAGCAAAUGGUUCAACAUUUUUUAAAUUAUUGAGAUAUAUUUGUAAUACAAUAGCAUAUUUUUUAAUUUUGUCUCAGGAAGGAGAAAACAUUUUCUAUUUGGCAAUUGAAGACAUAGAAACAGAUACAGAACUUCUGAUUGGCUACCUGGACAGUGACAUGGAGGCUGAUGAGGAAGAACAGCAAAUUAUAACAAUGAUCAAAGAAGGGGAAGUUAAAAAUUCUAAAGGACAAUCAACAGCUGGCAGAAAAGAUUGCCUUGGCUGUAAAGAGGACUAUGCUUGUCCCCAGUGUGACUCGAGUUUUACCAGUGAGGAAAUUCUUGCUGAGCACCUUCAGACAUUGCACCAGAAACCUACAGAGGAGAAAGAAUUUAAGUGCAAGAACUGUGGGAAGAAAUUCCCAGUUAAGCAGGCUUUGCAAAGACACGUUCUUCAGUGCACAGCGAAAAGCAGUCUGAAGGAUUCUUCACGAAGUUUUCAGUGCUCUGUUUGCAAUUCUUCCUUCAAUUCAGCAUCGAGUUUUGAGCAGCACCAGGAGACUUGCCGGGGAGAUGCCAGGUUUGUGUGCAAGGCCGACAGCUGUGGAAAGAGGCUAAAGAGCAAGGAUGCCCUCAGAAGACACCAGGAAAAUGUCCAUGCUGGCGAUCCUAAGAAAAAGCUCAUAUGUUCAGUGUGCAAUAAAAAGUGUUCUUCAGCAUCAAGCCUACAGGAACAUAGAAAGAUUCAUGAGAUAUUUGAUUGUCAAGAAUGUAUGAAGAAAUUUAUUUCAGCUAAUCAGCUAAAACGUCAUAUGAUCACUCACUCAGAAAAGCGACCCUAUAAUUGUGAGAUUUGUAAUAAAUCUUUCAAGAGGCUUGAUCAAGUGGGCGCCCACAAAGUAAUACACAGUGAAGAUAAACCUUACAAAUGCAAGCUUUGUGGAAAAGGAUUUGCCCACAGAAAUGUUUACAAGAAUCACAAGAAGACCCAUUCUGAAGAGAGACCAUUCCAGUGUGAGGAAUGUAAAGCUUUGUUCCGGACCCCAUUUUCUUUGCAGAGACACCUUCUCAUACAUAACAGUGAGAGGACUUUCAAAUGCCAUCACUGUGAUGCUACCUUUAAAAGGAAGGAUACUUUAAAUGUUCAUGUCCAGGUGGUCCAUGAAAGACACAAGAAAUACAGAUGUGAGCUAUGUAAUAAGGCAUUUGUUACACCCUCAGUGCUUAGAAGUCACAAGAAAACCCAUACUGGAGAAAAGGAGAAAAUCUGCCCAUAUUGUGGCCAGAAAUUUGCCAGCAGUGGUACACUGAGAGUUCAUAUCCGUAGCCACACAGGUGAGCGGCCCUAUCAAUGCCCUUACUGUGAAAAAGGAUUCAGUAAAAAUGAUGGACUGAAGAUGCAUAUUCGUACCCAUACCAGGGAGAAACCUUACAAGUGCUCAGACUGCAGCAAAGCCUUCAGCCAGAAGCGAGGCCUGGAUGAACACAAGAGAACGCACACCGGAGAAAAGCCUUUUCAGUGUGAUGUUUGUGACUUGGCUUUUAGCCUGAAGAAAAUGCUGAUCCGACACAAGAUGACUCACAAUCCCAAUCGUCCCCUGGCAGAAUGCCAGUUUUGCCAUAAGAAGUUUACAAGGAAUGACUACCUCAAAGUGCACAUGGACAAUAUCCAUGGCGAAGCUGACAGCUAAUGGUAGCUGUAAAGGAAUUAAACCGUUCAGAAGGGCUCCUAAUAUGAAACCCAGAUUUCUCUCACCUGAUUAGCAUAGCAGAAGUAGACAAAAGUAAUUCACUGGUCUCAUAGUUCUUAUUUGCCUACCUUUAGAGUUCGUAGAUGCAUAUGCAAAAAAAAAAAAAAAAAAAAAAAAAAAAAAAGGAAA
Messenger RNA from Panthera uncia (snow leopard), 1932 nucleotides. RefSeq names its product PR/SET domain 5 (gene PRDM5). NCBI's taxonomy places the organism in Eukaryota, Metazoa, Chordata, Mammalia, Carnivora, Felidae. Bases 1 to 1743 code for a protein of 580 amino acids. The transcript has 14 exons. The record is from RefSeq and is a predicted model, not a curated record. Gene Ontology annotation, molecular function: transcription cis-regulatory region binding.